CUAGAGAAGCGAAGGCAACAAGCGCUAAACGAAGCGAUGAAGAAUUUCCAGCAGCAUAUUCAAUCAGUUCAAAAUCUUGAAGUAUUUGCUGAAUAUGAAAAGUUUUUGUCGUUUGAUGACAAAAAGAAUGUCGAUGAUAAGUGUUUCGAAUUAAACAAAUUUUUGAGCACAAAUCAGGAAGAUCUUGACAUCAACCACUUGAAAGGGAAAAGAUUGGAAUUUGAGAAAUUUGUUGCAAGUAUGUUGAAAUCUCUGAAGCAAAGACAUGGGGCCAUAGGAGCGGGAAAGCAACAGCAAGCAAAUAAAGAAACAAAGCUGACCGGGGAUCGUGAUAAUCUCAUAAAAUAUCUAGAUUCAAUUCGGCAGAUGUGUGAAUCAGAACAAAUUGCUGGAACUGAAUAUAAAGAUACACUGAAGGCCUUAUACAAUGAAACUCAAGAAUGGCUCCAAUCUGAAGAGAUAUCAGCAGAAUCGAUCCAAACUAAGCACGAGGAGUUGCAAGUUACUGUGCAGGAAAUCAAACAAAGUAUGAGCCAAAUGAAACAGAAAAAUGAAGCAGAAGAAAGUCUUCGACAAAAAGCAUUCGACAACAUGUGCAAUUACAUUGACGAAGUUCAAACAAAGAUCGCAACUGAUGAGGAAAACGAUGAGUUUACGAGACCGCAUAUCAAUAGGAUUACAGAAAGCUGCGAAAUAGUAUUGGAGUGGGUUAAAAAAAAUUAUGAUCGAAUUACAUCCGAUACCAUUAUAUCAGAGCAGCGUAAUCUACGAACAACGAUUGAGGAUAUUUAUGAUAAAAUGCAAGCAAGUAAAAUUGAGGCAGAAGAAAUAUUUCGACAGCAAGCCCUAACUGCUGUACAUGAUUACAUUGACGAUGUUCGUAAAAGUCUGGAAGCUGAAAGAGAAACGGACAAAACAAUCGUCCAGUGCAUUGAUACAAUAUACAAGCAUUGCACGAAUGUAUUCAAAUGGACUAAUGAAAAUUAUCAUCAAAUCACUGGCGGAAGAAUUUUAUCAGAAUUUGAUAACUUACAGAAAAAUGUCAAUGAUAUUUUUAAUGUGUUACAAGCCAGAAAAAUAGAGGUUGAAGCUGAGCGUGAACGACAGCGAGCAGAAACGAUUAGAAAACGCGCAGAUGUAAUCAACAAUCUCCGAGCAUACAUUUCUGAUGUCAAAUCGCUGGUUGUAUUUGAAAAUUUUAAGAACAGAUUUGCUGAAGAAGAUUUGAGAUUAAUAUUUGGCCAAUGUGACAUUGCAGAAAGACAUAUUAAGGAGAAUUCAGAUACGAACCAACUAGAAGUCCAAUAUUCAGAUCUACGUAAACUAACUGAACACGUGUACAAAAAGUUGGAACAAAUUGACGCGUUAGAAAAAGCUGAGUUGGCAAAGAGGCAAGCCGAAGAACGCAGAAAGAAAUCUGAAUUGUCUCAAAAACUGAAGAGUUACAUCGACCGUGCCCGACGUCUUAUUGUGUUUGAACCUCUCACGCAUAGAUUGACGAAAAGUGAUAAAGCCAAAAUUCAUUCUGAAUGCAUCAAAGCUGACCAUUUCUUGCUUGCGGAAAACCUAACCUCCUUUGAAAGUGAAAGAAAGCGUAAGGAACUAGAGGAAUUGGUUCAAAAUAUUUACAAAAAGUUGAAAACGAGGGAAGAGAUUGCAAACAAAUGCAAAGAUGAUCUAGUAGAAUGGAACAAAGCAGAAGGAGAUUUAUGCAAUCGUAUAAAUUACUGGAAACAAUUUGUAACUCGCAACAGAAGGAAAGAUAAACUAACGGACAAGUAUUUGAAUAGAAUAGUUGAGAUAUGCACGGAUGCAGAACAAUGGCUUCUGGUUUCCUAUCAAAAGAUUUCACGUAACGAACUCAUUGAUAAACGUUUCAGUUUAGAAACCGAUGCCUGUAAUAUCUGGAAAAGUCUGCAAGAUGAGAAACAGAAUGACGACUUUGGGAGAUCACCUGAUACAAGAUAUUUCUCACACCCAGAAGAUAGCAUAACAGCUCUUUUAAAAUUUGCACGACUUGCUAGAAGAAAAAUUCACAGCCAUGUUUAUAAAACCCAAAUUCCGGAUUCCGACAGAAACAAAAUAAUAUCCAAAUACAAUGAAGUCAUCGAAAGAGUAUGGACCAAAGAGAGGGCAGAAAUAGAACUAAUGGAAUUCAAGCAACUUUGCAUAAAGGUUUUCAAAGCAGUUGACGAAAAGGCUGACCCUCAACGCAUUGACAUUGAAAGACGCUGGUACUACUGAACGAGAACGACAACAAAAUUGAAUAAUUCGGCUUUGUAUUAUCUUGCUAACUUCACAGAAAAAUAACUAAUAUUUAUACCAUUAAGAUAUAUCAUCUAUGUUUGUUUCAGUUCCAAUAUAUCUGUAUAUAAUCAGUCAAAUUCUAGUAUAUAUAAUAUAUAUACAUCUUUAUUAUCAGUAUUUUCUACCAUAUUUUAACGUGAUUUUGACAAUUUGCUC
Styela clava is the source of this 2463-nucleotide messenger RNA. Lineage: Eukaryota; Metazoa; Chordata; Ascidiacea; Stolidobranchia; Styelidae. The record is from RefSeq and is a predicted model, not a curated record.